This is a messenger RNA of Colletotrichum phormii, 2156 nucleotides long. Its product is annotated as tetrapyrrole methylase. Bases 257 to 1930 code for a protein of 557 amino acids. The record is from RefSeq and is a predicted model, not a curated record. Gene Ontology annotation, biological process: sulfate assimilation; siroheme biosynthetic process. The transcript has a single exon. Gene Ontology annotation, molecular function: uroporphyrin-III C-methyltransferase activity. NCBI's taxonomy places the organism in Eukaryota, Fungi, Ascomycota, Sordariomycetes, Glomerellales, Glomerellaceae.
UCAAUGCUUUAUUUCUCUAGUUGAUCGUAGAAUUGUGAGAGUUUCCUGAUUCUCCGUCUUGAUCUCUGCUCAUUCUCGACUCAUUCUGUCUUACUUGGACUGAUGGUUCUGCGACUACACACUCUCUGUCGCAUACUCCACUUAGACGACUCUCACUGAACCAUCACGACAGACGGGGGUCGUGUACUUGAACUCAGCAGAGGAGCAAGAAGAAGAAAAAAAAGAAGACUCAUCGUCUUCACUCCCACAGCCCAAGAUGGCGACAACAACAUCCCUCCUCACAUCCCUCAACUGCAAGGGCAACACCCACCUCAUCAUCGGCACAAAUCCCCUCGCAGCAGCCCGCUGCACACAAACCAUCAACGCCGGCGCAACCCCGAUCCUCAUCGCCCCAGAGACACAAGACCUCCACUACGGCCUCCAGAAGCGCAUCGACGCCGGCGAGGUAACAUGGCACAAGAAACCAUUCGCCGAUACAGACCUCUUCACUCUAGGCCGCGACGAGGUCGAUGACGUCGUUGACGCCGUCUUCGUCACAUCAUCCUCCACCCCGCAAGCAGCACACAUCUCAGCCCUAUGUAGGCGGCAUCGCAUCCCCGUCAACGUAGUCGACGCGCCGCAUCUCUGCUCAUUCUCACUUCUAUCAACACACACCGAUGGACCUCUACAAAUCGGUGUAACGACGAACGGGCGCGGCUGCAAGCUCGCCUCCCGCAUCCGGCGCGAAGUUGCCGCCGCGCUACCCCGAGACCUAGGCGCAGCUUGCGCAAGGUUAGGCGAUGUCCGCCGGCGGAUCCAGACGGAAGAUCGUCUUGCAGCAGACGAAGUCGACGAUUCGUUCGACCAGACGGCAUCAUUCAACAAGCUGGUCACAGAGGCCGGUCUCGACGCGGCGAAGAACCGGCGCAUGAGGUGGCUGAGUCAGGUGUGCGAGUACUGGCCCCUGAAGCGUCUCGCCGCCAUCAACGACGAGGACGUCGAGUCUGUACUGAAGUCAUACUCUGGCUUCGGAAACCCAUCCGAAGAGGCGAGACCAUCACCUGUCAUCGCGGCAGGUGGUAACGCACGCCCGCAGCAGCAGGGGAGAAUCAUCCUCGCCGGCAGCGGGCCCGGACACCCGGACCUCCUAACCCGCGCAACGCACAAGGCAAUCCAAACAGCAGACUUCAUCCUCGCAGACAAACUCGUCCCUGCAGGCGUGCUAGACCUCAUCCCGCGCCGUACCCCCGUCAAAAUCGCGCGCAAGUUCCCCGGAAACGCAGACCAAGCCCAAGAAGAACUCCACGAGCUUGCGCUCGCGGGCGCGAAGGAGGGAAAGACGGUGUUGCGGCUGAAGCAAGGCGAUCCCUUCAUCUACGGCCGCGGCGGGGAGGAAGUGGCGUAUUUCAGGGAGCAUGGGUUCGGGGACUGGGUGACGGUAUUGCCUGGCAUCACCUCGUCGCUGAGCGCGCCCUUGUUUGCGGGGAUUCCGCCUACGCAGAGGGAUGUGGCGGACCAGGUUCUUGUGUGUACGGGGACGGGGAAGAAGGGCAAGGCACCGACGCCGCCUGAGUUCAUCCCCAGUCGGACGGUUGUGUUUUUGAUGGCUUUGCAUCGGAUUACAGGGUUGGUUGGGGAGUUGACGACGUACCUCGAUACGGAAGUUGCUGAGGGCGAAGGGGAGGAGAAGACUACGCCGAAGAGGGCGCUGUGGCCGAGGGAUACGCCGUGUGCUGUGAUUGAACGGGCGAGUUGUCCUGAUCAGAGGGUGAUUCGGACGACGUUGGGGUAUGUUGCUGAGGCUAUCGAGUCCGAGGGGAGCAGGCCGCCCGGGCUUCUUGUUGUGGGAAGAGCGUGUGAGGCGCUGUAUGAGAAGGAGAAGGGGAGGGCGUGGGCUGUUGAGGAUGGGUUCAAGGGAUUUGACUUUGAGGAACUUCCUGGCUUGUCAUGAUAUCUUCCAUUCCUUCUUGACAGGGGGAUUUCUCGAUCCGCUCAAGGGGCUACGGCUUUUGAGUACGGAGUAACCUUAUAUCACGGGUUCAUGUGCGUGAGGUUUAGAUCAAUGCCUCUGAGGGAAAAGGCAGCAUCGCAAGGCGCAGACAAAUUUAACAAGCGAAUUCAGUUCAAUCUAGAACCCCCGUUUAAUGGCCACGAAUUUAAGCAAAUAAGACAUGAAA